This is a messenger RNA of Sclerotinia trifoliorum, 1603 nucleotides long. NCBI's taxonomy places the organism in Eukaryota, Fungi, Ascomycota, Leotiomycetes, Helotiales, Sclerotiniaceae. The record is from the annotation of a GenBank genome assembly.
CCGCCACGAGAAGGAUUUCGUGCUUCUUCUUAAGCUUUCUUUUCAAUUGAAACUCCUGAUACAGCGAUCAUGCUUUACCAAUUUUCAACCUUACAGCUAGCUAUAUUGCUUUGCUCUUCUGCAUAUGCAUCACCAACUGCUGUGAGAAACGAAGCGAACGGUGUCAGUCUCGCCAAACGAGCUACUUGUACUCCUGCAUCUGCUGGAAAUUCAGGAAUUGAUGACGUUCCAGCCAUCACUGCAGCAAUCAAAUCAUGUGGAAAAGGUGGCGUCAUCCAAUUUCCAGCCGGUGUCCAAUAUUCAAUCAAUAGCGUCCUCGACUUUACUGGAUGUGCUGGAUGUACAUUCAAUAUCGAAGGUACACUGAAGGCAUCUGAGGAUCUAAACUUUUGGGAAGGUAAAAGAGCGAUAUUUUACAUGAAUGGCAUCAACACCGCAACGAUCCAAUCCGUCACUGGAACAGGAGUGAUAGAUGGAAAUGGACAAGGAGCAUACGACUAUUUUGCCAAAAACACAUCAUAUGCUCGCCCAACAUUGCAUUACAUAACCGGCGCAUCUUCUCACAUCACCAUCAAGAACCUCCAAGUCAAGAACCCGCCAAAUGUCUUCUUUAGUGUUACUGGAGGUUCGACAAAUGUCGCAUACUCCCAAUUGACAAUGACAGCAGCUUCCAAAUCAACAGCACCAGCAAAAAAUACCGAUGGAUUCGAUGUUGGUGACUCGACCCAUGUUACCUUGAACCAUAUCACAGUCUCGAAUGACGAUGACUGCAUAGCUUUCAAGCCUGGUGCGGACUAUGUCACAGUCGAUACAAUUACCUGUACUGGAUCUCACGGAAUCUCAGUCGGUUCUCUUGGAAGCAAGGCAGGUACAACUGAUUCAGUAACGAACGUUUAUGUCACUGGAGCAACAAUGGUCAACUCCAGCAAAGCCGUUGGAAUCAAAUUAUACCCCGGAGGAAGUAAACAUGGAACUGCGGUUGUCCGCAACGUAACAUUCAAUGAUGUUACUGUGCAAAACAGCGAUUGGGCAGCUCAGAUUCAAAGUUGCUAUGGUGAAGAUGCAAGCUACUGCGCGAGUAAUCCCAGUACGGCAUCUGUGACGGACGUACAUUUUACGAACUUCAAAGGAAAGACUAGCUCGAAAAAUUCGCCGGACGUUGCCAAUCUUGAUUGUCCAAAGAGCGGAACUUGUGACAUCAAUUUCUCGUCUUGGACAGUUGCUCCCACGUCAGGAUCUGCUACUUUCCUUUGCGCGAACGUGGAUACUUCGAAGGGUCUUACUUGUACUUCCGGUGCGUCAGGAUAAGUGAUAGAUUGUGGUUUCAGAGGUUAGAGGGUUCGUUGUCAUACUUUGAUGGGGACUCACAAAUCAUGGAUCGACUGUGGAAUCCGUCUCUCCUCUCCUAAGUCAUCUUUUGAGAAAUCUCGGAAAGAAAUCAGCUAGGUUAUCAUUUUAGUAUCGCACUUAGCUUGUAUAUAUUGUCUUCAUCUCCGUCCCAUUAUGGACUUGGGGAAUUGGUAUCGUUGUAAUUAUAAAUACAGAGUAUAUAUUUUUGAAUUGAGUCUGGUAUUCUAUGAAUACGAAAUUUCAUGUUGCGCUA